Messenger RNA from Scophthalmus maximus (turbot), 2279 nucleotides. Its product is annotated as solute carrier family 22 member 7. Gene Ontology annotation, biological process: transmembrane transport. The transcript has 9 exons. Bases 101 to 1678 code for a protein of 525 amino acids. NCBI's taxonomy places the organism in Eukaryota, Metazoa, Chordata, Actinopteri, Pleuronectiformes, Scophthalmidae. The record is from RefSeq and is a predicted model, not a curated record. Gene Ontology annotation, cellular component: membrane. Gene Ontology annotation, molecular function: transmembrane transporter activity.
UGAAGCCAUUGGACCAUUGUGGGGUUCUGGAGUUCAGGCAUUGGCACGUUUCUUUUUCCAAUCUCUAAGGAGGACAUUUCACGCACAGCGAGAGGCCACAAUGAGGUUUGAGAACAUCCUUGCUGAUAUCAAUGGAUUUGGAAGAUUUCAGAUAAUGAUCAUUGUGAUCAGCUUCGUUGGCCGCUUCACGCUGCCGUGCCACUUCAUGCUGAACAACUUCAUCUCGGCUGUUCCCGCUCACCACUGCGAUGUCAGCUCUCUGGACGAUGGAGAUAUUUUCAGGAAUUUGUCGCAGGCAGAGAGGCUUGCUGUUGGUGUUCCGGUGCAGGAGGAUGGGACUCCAAGCUCCUGUCAGAUGUUUGCCGAGCCUCAGUAUCACCUGCUGCUCAACUCCUCCAACGUUACGGGCCUUCCCACAGUGCCAUGCCAGAAUGGAUGGGUGUACGACAACACCACCUUCAGAUCGACUCUGACUUCACAGUGGGACCUGGUAUGUGAUAGAAGAGGUAAAAACAAGGCAACUACCACCAUCUUCUUCGUUGGAGUGAUGUUUGGAGCUAUGACCUUUGGAAGUUUGAGCGACAGGUUUGGCCGAAGGAUCAUGCUGCUGGUGUCCUACGUGACUGGAAUGCUGUUUGCUGUCGCGAGUGCUUUUUCUUCAUCCUAUGUGAUGUUCGCAGUGCUGAGGUUCCUCACGGGGUUUUGCAUCACUGGCAUCGUCAUCGUCUCUUCCGUGCUCAGUUUGGAGUGGGUGGAUGUUGAGCACAGGAAGCUGGUGGGAGUGGUUGACAGCUUAUCAUGGACAUUUGGGAACACAGUAUUUGCAGCUAUUGCCUACUUUGUGAAUGACUGGCGGUGGCUAAUUGUUAGUGUCACGUCACCUCUAAUUCUGGCCAUCGUCACCUGGAGGUGGAUGCCAGAGUCGGCUCGGUGGCUCAUUGCCAAUGGAAAGCUGGAGCAAGCUCAGAUGUAUCUGAAAAAAUGUGCCGCGAUGAACCAAACUGAGAAGUUAACCGCCACGGUUAACACAGAGACACUAUCCACGAUUGUUGUGACGGAGAAAAGAGAUCGGACCUAUACUUACAUCGAUCUGAUACGAACGCCCAAGCUGAGGAAACUGGCCCUGAGAACUGGUAUAUUGUGGUUUUGCGUGGCAACUACAUUUUAUGGCAUCAGCUUCAACAUCACAGGUUUUAAGCUCAACAUCUAUCUCACUCAGUUCACCUAUGCUUUGAUUGAGCUCCCAGCCAAAGUGUCAGUCUACUAUUUACUGGAUAAGAUUGGCAGGAGAUCCACGGAGGUGGGAGCUCUACUGUUGGCUGGCGUCUGUCUGGGAAUCAACAUUGUGGUGCCUAAAGACAUGUCUGUCAUCAGAACAGUGGUAGCGGUCGUUGGAAAAGGCUUUUCGGCAGCUUCUUUUACAACAGUUGUGCUCUACAGCUCCGAGCUCUAUCCCACUGUAGUAAGGCAGAACGGUAUGGGCUUCAACUCCUUCAUGGCUCGACUUGGCGUGGCAGUGGCCCCUCUGAUCCUCCUACUGGACGACGUCUGGAUGCAGCUGCCACAAGUCGUCCUGUUCUCUUCGGCUGUGCUCGGGGGAAUAGUGGCCAGCACGCUGCCCGAGACACGCAACAGGUGCCUGCCGGAGACCAUAGAGGAUGUUGAACAGCAUUGGUAGUAAACAGUCACUGCCAUUUUUGAUGAUUUUCUGUCAAUAGUACAAACAUAGGGCAGUGAUCUUCUAUUAUCUUUAAUUGCCUACCCAGAGGUUGUAUGGCUCACAAUGUCUGAAUGAAGGCCAACUACUUAGAUUUUUUCAUUUCACCAUUUUUUCCAGCAAAGAUAAAAUUCUCCAAGAUCAAAAUUUUGCGUUUCCUCUUCCUUUCCCAUCUUUCCCAUUUUUAACUUGUGCUUAAUCUUUUAUCCCCAGAGUUGGAAAUCAGUGCCAUUAGCUCAAUCGGCAACACUUUACAUUAAGUUCCAUGCUAUGAUACAGUUGUGAUCAGAUUUACGUUUUUGUCUUUGUGUAAUAGAUAAUAAAUUGAGAUUGGCAUAUUACGAGAUAAAGAAAAAUACAGUGAACAGACGUGUGAAAUAUGUCAUGAUGAAAUAAUUGUUGACAAAUACUGUACAUUCCAAAUGUCCUUAAAGCCUCCAACUAGUGCUGUAAAUGAUAAGAUGUUUGUAUACUGCUAAUAGAUGCUAAAUAGGGGACGUUAAAGUAAAGGGUUAACAGUGAAUUGUAUACAAUAUGACAAAAUAAAUUAUUUUAAUGAGAA